Messenger RNA from Sorghum bicolor (sorghum), 1763 nucleotides. Its product is annotated as E3 ubiquitin-protein ligase RHF2A. The transcript is spliced from 7 exons. Lineage: Eukaryota; Viridiplantae; Streptophyta; Magnoliopsida; Poales; Poaceae. Gene Ontology annotation, molecular function: ubiquitin-protein transferase activity. The record is from RefSeq and is a predicted model, not a curated record. Bases 391 to 1491 code for a protein of 366 amino acids.
AUCCCUUUCCGUGGACGUGUGCGGCGUGGUGUGGUGUGCCUGCCGUGGCCCCCGGUCGUCGCCGGCCGCGCGGGAGGAGAUCGGUUCCACAUUUCCACGCGGCGGACCUGGUCGCCUACUAAUCUUUAGUACGUACAUCUCUAUCUCUAGCAGCAGCAGCAACGUAUCAUUUUGGGGGCGACGGCGAUCGCUAUGCUAUUGCGUGCUGCUUGGAGUUGGCCGGCUUGGGGGUAGCCGCCACACUACUCGCCCAGGCCGAUUUCCCUCCCGCUGCCGGCGUUCGUGUUGCAGGGAGAGAGAGAGAGAGAGGGAGAGCGCGCGGCUCCCGGAUUUUGAUCGCGGAGAGAGAGAGAGAGAGAGAGAGAGAGAGAGAAGGAGGGAGAGGUGGGGAUGGACGCGGGGGCGUCGGCGGCGCAGAUGGAGAAGCACUCGUCGGCGGCGGCCUUCGUGGAGGGCGGCGUCCAGGACGCGUGCGACGACGCCUGCAGCAUCUGCCUCGAGGCCUUCUCCGACAGCGACCCAUCCGCGGUGACCAGCUGCAGGCACGAGUUCCACCUCCAGUGCAUCCUUGAGUGGUGCCAGAGAAGCUCCCAGUGCCCCAUGUGUUGGCAAGCAAUCAGCAUGAAGGACCCUAUGAGCCAAGAGCUCCUUGAGGCUGUCGAGGAAGAGCGGAACGCACAAGAAAAUCAUGCGCGCACCACAACCAUUUUCCGUCAUCCACUGCUCGGAGACUUUGAGGUACCGGUGGAUGCAGAUGAUGCUGAAAUUGAGGAGCGUAUCUUACAGCACUUGGCUGCUGCUGCCGCCAUUCGUAGGUCGCACCGCCAUGCUAGAAGAGAAGGCCGUCGCAGCAGGUCUGCAGCUCAUGGUCAUGGCCAUCAACAAGUCCUGUUCUUUCCAGCUGCUGGUGAAGCCACUCCUGGUGGUUCUCUGUCUUCACGUUCACAGCAAGAAGGGGACCAUGAACAUGCCUCUACUGUAGUUUCUUCUCCGCCAUUGCCUACCGUGGACUCUGCAGAAGAAACAGCUGCAGACAUACCUGUGAAUCACACUGCCUCGGUUAAUAGCCCUCCAGUUGGGUCAAAUGAUAGUGUUUCUUGGAAUCAGUCUUCGCCUGUCAACCAAGAUGAAGCUGGACCAUCUGAAGCGCAGUCAUUCUCAGACACGAUCAAAUCUCGGCUGCAGUCAGUUUCUACAAAGUACAAGGAUUCCAUAACGAAAAGUACACGCGGGUGGAAGGAAAGGUGGUUCACACAGAACAGCACCAUAUCGAACCUUGGCUCAGAGAUGAGGAGGGAGGUCAAUGCUGGGAUCGCUGCCGUGUCACGCAUGAUGGAGAAACUGGAGACACGGGAUGGAACAGGACCGUCGUCUGCUUCCCCAGCUAAUCUGCAUCCUGGUUCAGAUGCAGAUAGUCAAGGAGCUGUCGUCGUUCCCCUUCCCCCUACAGCUGCAACUGCUUUACAUAACGCCUCGUCUUCAACAGCUUGAAUGCCAAGAUCAUGUUCUCAGUGAAUGUAUGCUUGUAUGUAUGCUUGCACUAAAGGAGACGUACUUCGCAGCGUGUCGCGUGUAUAAUCGGUUUGUCACUUGCUCAUUAGUCAGCGAAGCAGAUGUUACAUGCCAAGUUACUGUUCAGUGAAUGUUUCAGAAUAAAGUUGUAGUAUGUGCAUAACCGGGAGAACAUGACAAUGUUUUGAUAGGCCUAUAUUCCUAUCAUAUGUCAGGCAUCGUAUAGUGUACUGCUGCAUUAGUGUGUACUA